GUCCUGUAGCCAACCUGUUAAUCAUUUUCCUGGCUGAACUGCAACAUCCCCCAGUUGCCUACCUUCUGGGUGUUGGGGUGGGAAUCUGGGGUCUGUCCCCCUUCUUUGGAUUUUCUGCUUUUCUCCCACUGCCCCCAGCACAGUGGACAUAGGGCAAGGAUGUUAUGCUGGGAGUGAAGCAAAUGAUUGUGCAGUUACUGGGAAGAAAGGAUUUUGUUGUGAGUUGAUUUUUGCCUUCCCCAGUACACUAUACACACAAGAAUCCUAACACAGGAGACUAUUACCUAUGGUAACAUUACAUAACCAUAGAUUGAUCAUUACAUCCAUCCACACCAUUAUGAAAACCUGUAUUCAUCAAGCACUGACAGUGCCCAGACCCUUAGGUUCCUAAGCACUUCCCAACAUUGCCCCAUAUACUCAGACCAAGAAAGCAGGUAUUAUUUUUAUCCCCAAUAUACAGAUGAACAGGCAGGUUGUGUCAGGUAAUGUGGCAUGUGGCAGAGUGAGGAUUGACAUCUAGGUAAGCCAAUUCCAUUGCUUUAGUGCCUAAACCAUGGGCUUUAUAGCACUUGCAGCUUUGACUUCAGCUGGCCCUUCUGCCCUCACCACAGAAUUUAACUUGCCUGAAGCAAAAAAUUCAUUUUCAAGUGGUGAGCAAAUCACCUUGAGGUAAGACACUAACCAGCACACUUGACAGAGAUGAUUACUAAUGCUCACAGGAAGUCUGAGAACAGUUUCCACUUUGCAGAGAAGUUCGCUAGCUCCACUGAGGUCACAGAGUAAAGAGUGGGAGGCAAGGCUGGAUAGGGGUUGAGUUGGUGGGCUUAUAUCUCAGGCCCCUGGGUUUAGUUAUCAUCUGCCAUUUAUUCUCUGUGUGGCCUUUGGUAAGUUAGUUAGCCUCUCUGUGCUUUGGUUUCCUUGCAUACAAUGUGGGGCUUCAUAGGUUAUUAUGAGGCUUAAAUGAGUUAACACAGAUUAAACAUUUGCUACCAUGAAUGCCCAGUAAAUGUUACCUGCAAAAAGUAACAGAGCCAGAAUUUUAUUCCAAGUCUCUAUGACAUCAAAAACUACACUUUCCCACUACUAGGAGUGCAGCCAUCUCCCAGCUCCCCGCCCCUACUGAGUAGCUGUGUGAAGCCAUCUUCCAUCCUCAUCUCCAGUUGAGCUGGCUGGCAGAGACCGACUGCACCUGCCAAGCCCCGCCCAAGAUGCAGAAUGGUCCUGGCUCACGCCAGUCCUUCCAUGCUGUCCUCAAGCCCUGCUUCCUGCACAUCUCCCAACCCCGAUGGGGAGAACUUGAGUAAGAAGGUCCACUGGACUUCUGGGAGGAGGAGGAUGUCAUCCACAGACUCAGAGUCAAAGUCCUACGCCGACCCCUCCAAAGUGUCCAGGUCCCGGAGACCCAGCCGGCUGACGGUGAAGUAUGACCGGGGGCAGCUCCAGCGCUGGCUGGAGAUGGAGCAGUGGGUGGACUCGAAAGUUCAGGAGCUCUUCCAGGAUCAACCCACUCCUUCUGAACCUGAGAUUGACCUGGAGGCUCUCUUGGAACUAUCCACAGAGGAACAGAAGACUCACUUGGAGGCUAUUCUCCGAAACUGCCCCCGCCCCACAGAGCCUUUUAUCUCUGAGCUGCUCAGUGAACUCAAGAAAUUCCGGAGACUCAGUCGGCCUCAGAAAUAAGCCUUGUGAGACUACCUUCAGCAGCCUCAGCAUGCCAAGCUGUCCCUGAACCUUUGAAUCCUGGGCUGAGAGGACACAGGUGAUAGCCCUGUUGGACAGGCAAGGAACGUGGAAGAUGAG
Enhydra lutris kenyoni (northern sea otter) is the source of this 1800-nucleotide messenger RNA. RefSeq names its product protein phosphatase 1 regulatory inhibitor subunit 14D. The transcript has 5 exons. The coding region runs from base 1216 to 1680 and encodes 154 amino acids. Gene Ontology annotation, cellular component: cytoplasm. NCBI's taxonomy places the organism in Eukaryota, Metazoa, Chordata, Mammalia, Carnivora, Mustelidae. The record is from RefSeq and is a predicted model, not a curated record. Gene Ontology annotation, molecular function: protein serine/threonine phosphatase inhibitor activity. Gene Ontology annotation, biological process: regulation of phosphorylation.